AUGUGGCAGCUUUUAGCCGCAGCAUGCUGGAUAAUACUUCUUCAUGGACCAGUAGGCAGCAGUAAGAAAAGCAGCACCACAAAUCCUGAAGCUAAGAUGAAUAUUAGUCAGAUUAUUUCUUACUGGGGCUAUCCUUAUGAAAAGUACGAUGUUGUGACACAAGAUGGUUAUAUCCUUGGAAUUUACAGGAUUCCUCAUGGAAAAGAAUGCCAACGGAAGCCAGACCCCAGGCCUGCUGUGUAUUUGCAGCAUGGCAUGAUUUCAUCAGCCACUGAUUGGAUUUCCAACCUGCCCAACAACAGCCUGGCUUUCCUUCUGGCAGAUAAUGGUUAUGAUGUGUGGUUAGGGAAUAGCCGAGGGAAUACUUGGUCCAGAAAACAUCUGAAAUUGUCACCAAAGUCUUCAGAAUACUGGGCUUUCAGUUUUGAUGAGAUGGCUAAAUAUGACCUUCCAGCCACAAUCAAUUUUAUCACAGAGAAAACUGGACAAGAGCAACUGUACUACGUGGGUCACUCCCAGGGCACCACCAUAGCUUUUGUAGCAUUCUCUACAAAUCCAGAACUGGCUAAAAGGAUUAAGAUAUAUUUUGCACUUGCUCCAGUUAUCACACUGAAAUAUUCUCAAAAUCCUUUGCAGAAAUUCAAAACUCUCCCUAGAAGAGUAGCCAAGAUUUUGUUUGGUGAUAAAAUGUUCCGCUCUCAAACCAAGUUUGAUCAGUUCAUCGCCACCAAAGUGUGCAACCGGAAGGUAUUCCAUCGCGCUUGCAGCAACUUCUUAUUUGCCUUGGCUGGAUUUAAUGCAAAAAACUUAAACAUGAGUCGCUUGGAUGUUUAUUUCUCACAGACCCUUGCGGGAACAUCUGUUCAGAAUAUGCUGCACUGGGCCCAGGUUGCUAAUUCUGGUCAGUUCCAAGGUUUUGACUGGGGAAAUCCUGAUCAAAAUAACUUGCAUUUCCAGCAGCCUACACCUCCUUCAUAUGACGUUACUAAGAUUGAAGUUCCAACAGCAGUGUGGAGUGGCGGGCAGGAUAUUGUGGCUGAUCCCAAGGAUAUUGAGAUUUUACUGCCCAAAAUUGCAAACCUCAUCUAUUACAAGAUGAUACCAUACUACAAUCAUGUGGAUUUUUACCUGGGAAUGGAUGCACCCCAGGAAAUUUACCAAGACAUAAUCAGAUUGAUGAAGGAAUAUUCACAAAAUUGUCAAUAUUUUUUUCUCCAAGCAAGUGGAUUUUGA
Molecule: messenger RNA, 1233 nt
Organism: Ochotona curzoniae (black-lipped pika)
Lineage: Eukaryota; Metazoa; Chordata; Mammalia; Lagomorpha; Ochotonidae
Gene: LIPK
Product: lipase family member K
Exons: 9
Coding region: 1-1233 (410 amino acids)
Cellular component (GO): intracellular membrane-bounded organelle
Molecular function (GO): hydrolase activity, acting on ester bonds
Source: RefSeq, a predicted model, not a curated record